AUGCAACAGUUGGAAAGGGAGAGUGAAGGUGGUGGUCGGCAGCUAAACUAUUUGCGCACUGCUGAUGACAUCGUUCAAAUAACAUCUAGCAUCAGUCAAGCGGAACGAAUGCUAACCGAAUUUGACGAAACAUUUGGAUGCAUCGGUCUUCAUCUGCAAAAGACGAUAUUCAUCCGUAACGGAUGGGUCUCGGAUGCCCCAUACACGCUCAACGGAACGAACAUAUCCAAGUGCACCAGCUACGUUUAUCUGGGUCGGGAACUGAACAUGAUGAACGACCUGAACCCCGAGCUGGGCAGGAGGAGACGAGCGGCUUGGGGAGCGUACAAGAGCAUCGAGGAUGUAGUGAAGAAUACCAAGAACACUCGGUCUCCGUGCUCAUCUCGUCAACACCACUGUACUUCCCGCUUUGACAUACAUGCGUACGGAAGCAUGCGCAUUUCGCAAGCAGGAAGAAAACGCGGUGAGCGUCACUGA
Necator americanus (New World hookworm) is the source of this 477-nucleotide messenger RNA. RefSeq lists its product as uncharacterized. The transcript has a single exon. Lineage: Eukaryota; Metazoa; Nematoda; Chromadorea; Rhabditida; Ancylostomatidae. Bases 1 to 477 code for a protein of 158 amino acids. The record is from RefSeq and is a predicted model, not a curated record.